Molecule: messenger RNA, 570 nt
Organism: Aspergillus vadensis CBS 113365
Lineage: Eukaryota; Fungi; Ascomycota; Eurotiomycetes; Eurotiales; Aspergillaceae
Exons: 2
Coding region: 1-570 (189 amino acids)
Source: RefSeq, a predicted model, not a curated record
AUGCAUCCCAAGACGCCAUCAGUGACCUGCAUGGUCCUCACAUUCCUCACCUUCUCUUCUCUCACCCUCGCAUAUCCUGUAUCUACAUCGAAGAAGGACGUUGUAUCGAGAGCGGUGAGUUCGAGAUCUCCUGACCCGCGAAUGAUCCCUCAAGCCGAUGCCCCCGCCGACGAGAACAGUGAUCUUAUCGACACCCUUUUUGACUCUAUCGGACUUCAUGACUUGACGAAGCUCAACCACUGGAAGUCAGACAAUGAGCCUGAUAAAUCUGAUCAGCCUGAUGUCAUUGAUGACAGCAACAGCCCUACAAAGACCGUGACUAGCCAAAACAACGAUGUCGAUCAAGAUGAUGACAAGUCGACGGAUAAUGGAAAGGAUGCCAAUAAGGUUGCCGAUGACUCGACCUCCCAUGAUUACGAGAAAGUCUCUGACGACGGCAAUAACAGUAAGGGUAACACCCUUCCGAACCCUGCAUCGGACGCUUCAGGGUUCGCGAAGGCCUUGAUGCAGAAGAUACAGGACGCUGUCAAGGAUGCUCUGGAUAGCAGCGACGAGCACACGCUUCACUGA